UGGAAACUCCAUUUUGAUGAACGUAAUAUUGAAUAUUUAAUCUCAAAUGUCAAGCACCUCCAACAGGCUAUAUCAUCAGCAGUUGAGAAUGAAAGUAAUGAGCUCUUAUGGAAAGGAUACAUCGACCUUCACUAUGCUGGGCAGUAUAGAACGCAAUUUGUUAUGGCGGCACAAAACAACUUCGUAUAUAUGGCACCGAAUUUGAUAAAGGAUAGAAUGGAUGAGUUAUUCCGUCAAUGUAGAGAGAAAUUUGGGAAGACAGACUUGCAGUUGGAGGAAGCUAUUAAAUAUGGGGCAUGUUUUCUUGGAAACGGAAGACACAGUGGUAUCAAGACUCGGUCAAACCUAGCGCACUUGCAGGCUUUAUAUUUGAGUGCAUAUACAUGA
Ambispora gerdemannii is the source of this 387-nucleotide messenger RNA. Lineage: Eukaryota; Fungi; Glomeromycota; Glomeromycetes; Archaeosporales; Ambisporaceae. The record is from the annotation of a GenBank genome assembly.